AUGUGGAGCAUCCUCUUCUUCCUCCUCUCCUCUUCUGGUGGGAUAUUCCAGAUCAUGGAUGACGCCAUGUGUAGUGGGGGAGAUCCCAAUGUGGGCAUUAAUAACACUGCAGCUCCUAUUUUGUCUGCUGUUGGAUCCAAAGUCAAGGUUAUUAUUUUGAUGGACGAUCCUUGCUAUAUGCCUGGUGUACUUGGCCAGAUCUGCACUGUAUAUGCUAGUAUCAUUCAGUUGUACUGUGAUGUGGCAGUCCAUCAAGACAUGGCCAGGCUGCACUCAACUUGUCAAUAUCCAUCUUUCUGUGUGAUGAGGCUUGCCGUAGAUGUACAAGGUAUCGACUGGACAGCCUUGAUAAUGUACUGUACUGUACAUCAUCCCAUUUGCCUAGGUAGUACGCUGAAGGCUGAGAAAUUACCGCUCACUGGGGGCUGGCUGGGGAUGGACGUCCAGAUCGGGAAAUUAACCAGUCGAUCAGUGGCCAUGCUGUCCCGCCGCGGAAUUGAUGCCGGCAAACAUCUCGGUUUGAGACUUGCUCGAUAUACCUUUCUCAGAAAGAUUGAGAGGAUGUCCGGACAAGAUUCGAUGGAUUGCACAGUAGGAGCUCAGAAUGCAAUGUAUCCUUGCCUGUAUUUAAUGUAUAUGGGUGGUAUGAAUGUAACCUAG
This is a messenger RNA of Rasamsonia emersonii CBS 393.64, 660 nucleotides long. Its product is annotated as acetyl xylan esterase. The coding region runs from base 1 to 660 and encodes 219 amino acids. The record is from RefSeq and is a predicted model, not a curated record. The transcript has 8 exons. Lineage: Eukaryota; Fungi; Ascomycota; Eurotiomycetes; Eurotiales; Trichocomaceae.